GUCUGCGUCGAUCUACUGACCCAUUUUCUGACAUGUCGGCGUACGAUCACGUUGCCAGUGGGUCACUCAAGCUGAAGGGAUCCAGCGGAGGCGUUAUAAAGAAAAAGAAAAAAUCAAAAAAGUCGAAAUUGCAAGAUGCAACUAGACAUGUAGCAGCCGACGAAAAGAAAAGAAGCACAUAUGUUGCUAUCGAGAAAACGCCGGCAGAGCUCAAGUUUGAGGAGACUCAGCGACGACGACAAGAGGAAAAAAUACGAAGAUCAGCCGAAAAAUCACAUAAGGAAAAGGUCGCCGAGUUCAAUGACAAGCUCGAACAGCUUAGUGAGCAUUACGAUAUUCCUAAAGUCGGACCAGGCUAACAUUGGCUUAUCAUCGUCCAUCAGGAGGACGGUUUGGUACGCAUAUCAGUUUUUUGGUUUUGCGGACUCAAUAGUAUUGCUUUUUUAAUUUGUAAAUUGGGAAUAAAAAAAAGAUAUCAAAGCAAAUCACAAAUACAGAUAAUAUAAAACGUUACGCUCAAAAAAGUAUUUGGUUCUAAUUUGGCGUCAUAGCUAGAGACUUCAAACUUUGCUUCCAUAGCUUAAUCCUAGUUCGGAUACCUUCGUACUCGUCACCUUGAACAUCAUCUAUGAAAGAAGAUUCAUAUCAGCU
This is a messenger RNA of Umbelopsis ramanniana AG, 651 nucleotides long. RefSeq lists its product as uncharacterized. Gene Ontology annotation, cellular component: nucleolus. NCBI's taxonomy places the organism in Eukaryota, Fungi, Mucoromycota, Umbelopsidomycetes, Umbelopsidales, Umbelopsidaceae. The record is from RefSeq and is a predicted model, not a curated record. The transcript has 3 exons. The coding region runs from base 33 to 359 and encodes 108 amino acids.